This is a messenger RNA of Anopheles nili, 724 nucleotides long. It is a transcript of the gene Eip63F-1, whose product is annotated as calcium-binding protein E63-1. The coding region runs from base 129 to 662 and encodes 177 amino acids. Gene Ontology annotation, molecular function: enzyme regulator activity; calcium ion binding. NCBI's taxonomy places the organism in Eukaryota, Metazoa, Arthropoda, Insecta, Diptera, Culicidae. The record is from RefSeq and is a predicted model, not a curated record. The transcript has 5 exons.
GUGGUGUUGGUGAUAGUGGUGUAACCAGCAGCAAUAGCGUUCCCAGCGACGGAACAACCCCCGGUGACAGCCAACCCAAAAAGAAGGUCAUCCGGCGCAUCGUCAAGGUCCGGCGGGUCGUCAAGAAGAUGAAGAAAAAGGACGAAAAGUUCUAUCUGCGAACGGCAUUUGAUCUGCUCGACCGCGACCAGGAUGGGCACGUGACACCCGAGGAGUUGCAGUUUAUGCUGCGCAAUCUCGGCAUUCACGUACGAGACGAGCUGAUCGACGAUCUGCUGCGGGAAGCCAGUCGGACAGGUAACGGUCUAAUAGACGAAACAGAGUUCCUCCAGUGGGUGGCUAGAAUACAGGCCCUCAAGGACGACAGCAACACCAGCAGCAGCAGCAGCAGUAGCAACAAUCCCGCCCAGUCCGCCGACGACGAUCUGACGCAGGAUCUGGUGGCAGCGUUUCGGGUAUUCGAUCGCGAUGGCAACGGGUACAUCACGCGGGACGAGCUGAAAUCCGCCAUGGACAUGAUCGGCGAGAAUGUGACCGAAUACCAGCUGAACGAGAUGCUGGAACUCGCCGACGCCGACAAGGACGGCCGGAUCAACUACGAAGACUUCCAGAACUUUUUCCUUAACAAUUUCGACGCCCUGGUCCCGCCGCCCAAGAAAUGAGGGCAAACGUGCGGUUCCGGCUUUGUUACACUGACGUGUACGAGAGAGAGUGUGUAUGCCGC